Molecule: messenger RNA, 2321 nt
Organism: Sycon ciliatum
Lineage: Eukaryota; Metazoa; Porifera; Calcarea; Leucosolenida; Sycettidae
Product: translin-associated protein X-like
Exons: 1
Coding region: 92-952 (286 amino acids)
Cellular component (GO): cytoplasm; nucleus
Molecular function (GO): RNA endonuclease activity; RNA binding; sequence-specific DNA binding
Source: RefSeq, a predicted model, not a curated record
UGUACUGGAUUCAGCCUGGCCUGAUCGGUUGAGGAUCGAGUGAUGUCGAUUCGAUUACUUGUGAAUUAGUUGUAGUGCUUGAGGGAUAGUGAUGAUGUCAGCACCACCUACGAAAAGGGCCCGCAUUCCUUCAGAUUCCGGUGCAGCUAUGUCCAACGCAGAGGAGAGUGAUGGGAUUUUGUCUGACUUCCGCCUAUACUCAGCUGAAAUGACAGCAAAACAAGAUAGACAUGAGCGUAUAGUCAAGCUGGGUCGUGAUUUGACAGUUCUUAGCAAGAGGACAAUAUUCGCUCUGCAGCGUGUUCUUCUGGACUGUGAUGAAUCCCGCUCUAAACUUGUUGUUGAGGCACGUGACAAGCUGAAUGGAGGUGCUGGAGAUCUGUUGUACAAAAUAGCCAUGGAACUAUGCGGUGUUUCUGUUGACUUAUACUCACGUGCAUACAGCCCUGGUAUACAGGAGUACAUUGAGGCGAGAUGCCUACUGUACUUCAUAGAGCACGGUAGUGUAAUAUCCAGAGCGACUUGUAUUGCACUCAUACAAGCCAGUAUCGACAGCUGCAAGGCAGCAAAGGGGGACAGCAAGUCACCCGAUGCGCUGACGGUCCCUGUUUCAGUCUACGACUAUGUGUUGGGUGUGGCUGAUGUAGGCGGCGAGCUGAUGCGAUUGGCAACCAAUAAUGCUAGCAGUGGCAAUCGCGAUGCCCCCUUUCAAAUAUGUGCCUUUAUCCGAGCACUCUAUGAGGAGCUCACCGUACUUGAGGCAGUGUCCCAUGGCAAAAGCUUCCACCAGAAAUUAAACACCAUGCAAGCCACAUUGACAAAAUUGGAAAGCGCCUGCUACGCGCUGAAGAUCCGUGGCACUGAAGUGCCCACGCAAAUGCUCAGUGACCUUUUUAAGGGGAGCAGCAGUACGUCUGGGACAAAAUCAGAUGAGACUCGAUCACAGGACUGACUGGAAUCGUCUCUACCAGCACUGUUGUAUGAAAUAUUGGCACACCAGGAAGCCUGUCUCCAUUUGUGGCUUGUCAGCUCCAGGUACGUCGAUCACUGCUUCGAUGCUGUUGCCUGUAUUGGCACUGCUAUACUAGCCACCAGGCAGCAUACGUCGUGUGUCUUGUGAGUUACAGCUGUGUGUGUGUGUGUGUGUGUGUGUGUGUGUGUGUGUGUGUGUGCGUGUGUGAGGGUGUGUGAGUUUGUGCUCAUUCACCUCACCUCACACCACCGAAAAACUACAGUAUUCCACGGCUGUAACUAUGCUCUGCUAAGGCAUAACGUCCUCCGUGCUGCUUGUAAUUGUGUACAUGGCUCGACGAACUCUUGUUGGGAGUCAGCUGAGUUUGGCCUGUCCCAGCAGCGUACGCAAUGGCUAUGCCUAAGACUCAGGCCAGUGCUUGCUCUUGCGCUGUACGUUCUUACAGUUGAUUUAAGGUGAUGGCUGGCCAAGCUAGUCAGGGUGUCAAAGCCUGCCACGUGCCACCCUCCACUUCUUGCAACCUUAUUCCUAGCAGUAGCAGCUACACAUACUCCAGUAACAAUUGCUCCAUCCGGCCAAGUUGGUACUGCCGUGUGAAGCCAAGCCACUUUCUGGCCUGUGUUUAUACUGGAAACUUGCGAACUUCGGCGUUGCGUUCUACCCACCUCUGACUCGUUGUGUUGCAGGCCAUUUCCUCUACACAUUCUAACUGUACAUGUGCAUGCAGCUGACUUCAGCAACCGUUAACCCGUCUCUCAUCGCGGAGCACGUUAGGCCCAGCGCUGCACACAGACAUCGCUAACUCUGCUCAUGGUUUGCUCGCAUCUUGGCUUCCUGCCAUGCACAUUCCGCUAUCUCGUGCUUGAGAUUCUACCUGGUCGCCCUGGUAACAGUGAUGCCGCAUGGCCGAGUGUUGCGCAAUGUUUUGUUUUACGUAGGAUUUUCAUUGCAUACCAGUUCCGAUUAUCUCUGAUCAUCAGAUCGUGUAGUCAUACCAUACACAGGGCCUGUAUCAUACCCGCCGUACAUCAUGUAGUAGUCUCGCUGAGUGACUUAGCGUCUGUACAGCUACGAGUGUGCUGUGGCGGAGCCUCAGUGACUGUGUAGCUGUGGCUGCAGGCCGCUUUGUUCCGACACCUGUAGCUUGGUGUCACUGCACUCAACAUGGCGUAUAAGGUCACCUAUCGUUACUCGGUAUACGCAUACUCACGACAGCUCAUAAACAGUUUUAUCUUGUCCAGUGGUGUGAAUUCAUUGGCCUGGCUCCUGCUGUUGAUUUGAACUUCUUUUUAAAGUACAUGUAGUUGCCUUUGUUUGAAUGUACGGAAGUACGUCCAUGUACCACGAG